This is a messenger RNA of Maniola jurtina (meadow brown), 4402 nucleotides long. RefSeq names its product titin-like. Bases 438 to 4364 code for a protein of 1308 amino acids. The transcript has 3 exons. The record is from RefSeq and is a predicted model, not a curated record. Lineage: Eukaryota; Metazoa; Arthropoda; Insecta; Lepidoptera; Nymphalidae.
GUAGACGGCAGUAGGCGGCAGGCGGCGUACGCGCCGACCGCGCGCAACACUCGGGCAUCAAAUGUACCAGCCAAUCCACCAUCGCUAGGUUAUAUUUAACUGCUGCGACCAUUAAUCUGCAUGUUUCAUUACAAAAUUUGGCAAGCCGUUUUCAAAGUGCAGUGAUGUGAAAAUUAAUAAACAUUGAAGUGAACUGUACCGUCUAAGUGAAAUUUAUUAGUGUUCACAAAGCUCGAAAUAUUACUAGUAACAAAUUAUAUACAGGAAGUAAAUAUCAUAAUUUACGGUAACGCCGGCUCUAGUGAGUAUGUUACAUCUAUUUUUUACUGAUCUUGUCAAUUUGCCAAAUAGUGUUUGAGCUUUGGGCGUUGUUUAAGAUUCUGUGGAGAUGGAUAAAAUAGUGUUGAUUUCAUGAAGCAUAAACUCCUUUCAGCAAUAUGAAUCCUCCGUCAGCGUUGUUCGGCGCAAUGAAUAAAGAACGUAAGCCAUUCACAUAUACGCCGGGAGGGCUAGAUCUCUCUGAGAUCAAAUCAGAACGUAUGGCCCAAAGGUUGAUGAGGAAUGCAAUGAGCGAAGGAGUCCCUGAGACGCAAGUGCAGACGAUACAAUCACCCCCGCCUCAAUUGAACUCAAGUGCAAUGCCUAAUUUCAAUUGUUUACCUGUUCAAGUUUUUCCAACAUUUCCCCUACCAGCGAACCCUAAAUCAUUAUUGAGAUCUAGAAGUAAUGCUAAUCCUUCAAAAGCAUCAAAUUCAGCAAAAAAUAUAACUCCGACGUCAUCUUUACUUAUUGCUGAUGAUAAACCUAGCGCAGGUGAAUCGAAAAACAUAAACAAACCAUCUUUGUUUACGUUAAAGGAUAAUAAUGCACCAUUAUUGAUAAAUGAUACCAAAAGUGUGUCAAAUAACUCAUCUUCAUUUAAAACAACUAAUUAUGGAAGCGAUGUUCACGCAGAAAUUAUAUUACCUGAGAAAAGCUAUGAUGCUGAAUAUUUUGUUAUGGAACCUCAAGCAAACAUUGAACGAAUGGGAAAUGAAUCUAAUAAAUUAGAAGAUAAUACCAUCACUUAUCGAAGCGGCAACAACUUAUUGACUUCAGAUAUUCUUUUGGAUACUGCUACUAGUAUUGAAAUAAAUCCAGUAGUACUAACAUCUUCAGCGUUGCAAGAAAGAGCGACAAAUGAUAAUGAACAGAAGAAAGUCAAAAUUGUCAAAAAACAAUCAAAGACUUCAGAAAAUGAGGCAGACCAAAAUGGUGACACUGAAGCAGCAAUAGUAGUCAAAUUACCAUCAAAAAAAUCAUCAGCUAAGACUGAGACUAAAGUAGAAGUUUCAAAGAAAACAUUGCCCGAUGGUUCAGUAGAAGAAGUUAAAACAACUAUUACAAAGACAACAAUAGAUGGUAAAACUGAGAUAAAAACUAAAACGGAAACUCAAAUUUUCCCAAAAGAAGAGGAUGAUACAGUAGAAAUUGAAGAACAAGAGGAGGAAGGUGAACAUGUAGUUAUUGAAGAAAAUGAAAGUGAGCGAAAUGAAGAAGAGUCUACCACUGUAACAAAAAAAGAGAUUUCUGAAAACAAUCCCACAGAAAGUGAAGGAGAGUCCAAAACGACUGAAAUAAAAGAAAAUGGACAUAUUAUUAGCGGAGAAGAAAAAUCUGAAAUAAGUACUACAAAGAAGAUAGUUGUGAUUCAGUCCACGGAUCAAGAACCUGAAGAAGACCAGGAAGAAGAGGUAGAAGAGAAAGAAACAGAAGAUGGUGAUGUUGAAGUAGAGCAAGUAAUAGUUUUAAAAAAAGUUGAAGAUAAGAAUACGGAACAGUCUAAUGAUGUGAACGGGGAUAGUAAAAUGGAAACAGCUGAUAUGAACAACGAAGAGGAGGCGGAAGAAGUGGAAGAAGAAGUGGAAGAAGAAGAAGUAGUCGAUGAAGAAAAUGAAGAAAAUGGACAAACAAAUCUAAAAGUGGAGGAUAAAAAUGAUACUGAAGAACCUGAAGAAGAUGAAGAAAUAGAAGCUGAAGAAGUUGAGGCCGAGGAAGAACAAAAUGAAGAAGUCGAUGAAGAAAAGGAACAAAAUGAUGAUAAAGAACAAUCGCAAGAAAAGGAAAAGAUGACUAUGACUGAAAUUGAUCAAAAGUCUGAAGAAAAAGAAGAACCUGAAGAGGACGCUGCGGAAGAAUAUGAAGAAGCAGAAGAUGUACCGGUAAACAUAGACUUGGCAGAAAAAUCUGUCGACAUUAUUAGUGAUAAAAGUACAGAAUUGUUAGUAAAAGAAGAAGUUGAAAAGAUAGAACAAGAGAGUGAAUCUAGUGAAAAGGUAGUUCCAAAUCAAAUACCAUGUUCGGAAUCAUCUGUGCCAAACGAAGAUAGCACCAAACAAAAGACAGAUGAACAAGAACGCGUAGUUAAAAUAACUUUCCAGUCGGAACCAAAAGUGUCAUUUAGAGAGCCAUCGAUUCCUCUUGAAAAAGUAGAAGAUGUCGAGAUUAAGCCAAUCGGCCCAGCUCAAGAAAUAAUAAAAAAGUGUCAUACAGAAAUAAUAACUACUACGAAGGAUGAACCAACUGGAGCAUUAAGUACUCAGACUAAUUACAACAGAAUUGAAAAUAUUGUGACUGUAAACCGUACUACAAAAAUUCUAGAUCAUGCAUACGAACAGGCUGAGAAUACUAUUCCCCGUGUAAAUCCUUACUUUGUACCUCCUAAUGUUUGCCCCCCUGAUCGUAUUUUAUCGACUCCGCAACCAAUUUCAAAAUCAUAUCAACCAAUAUUUACGCCAGAACCUCAAACAGAAAGGAGACAUAGUUUACUUCUUGACAGACUUAGUGUGGAUCGUCAAAUUCCUGUACAGCAACCAGAUACCUAUCAAAAUAAUUACCAGUAUAAUAAUCAAAGCUAUGGACAAAACCAAUGGUCGCAAGAACCACAAUCUGAAGUUUUGACUGUAAGCAACGUUAAACCUAGUGCAAUUACUAAAAACCAACAGUGGUAUCAACAGAGUAAAAGAGAGGAAAAUUAUACUUCUAAUAUUGUAACGCCUACACCAGUUAUGCCUAGUCAACUGUCUCAACCACAAUUUCAACCAAAACAAAAACCCCAGCAACCACCACAACCACAACCACAAGCGCAACCACAAUACCAGCAUUAUGUGCAACCCCAGUAUACACCGAAACAGGAAUUUCAACCAACUUAUACAGAUAAUAGUAAACAGAAUUCAUUUAACAGUGGUACAACGAAUUUCCAACAAAAUACUUAUCCAAGUUACACUCCAAAGCCAAGUUGGGUAAGCAAUACUUUCGAUCCAAAACCUACUCCUGCUGCCCAGUAUAAUCAGUAUUCAACACUAAAAAAGGAAUCAAGUGAAAGCUAUCAGAAAACGUCACAACCAUUUUCUUCGUCUUAUGUUCCUCCACCUUGGGAACAAGACUCUAGUUAUGUAGUGGAGAAUCAAAAUUUCUACCAACCACCACCUACUGCCGCUUACACUCCUAGUACAAAUCAAUCUUGGAAACCUAAACAACCGGUAAAUAAAUUUUCGAAACCACCGCCUAAAGCAUAUAUCCCUCCGGCUCCAAACCAAUCUUUUGUUAAGCCAGUGUCAAGUACUGAUGCUCAAAUAUUGCCUGGCCGCAAAACUUACUACAGUGAAUAUGAAAGACGUUACAUAUCUGUGCCGGAAUCUACAUAUAUACCUAGUGAAACAAAGUACCAAGCUCAGCCUGACCCUUCUCCUCAGUACUAUUUCGAUAACAACGAACCAACCGAAAUGGUGGAGCCACAAUGGCGAAAAGAAUUAAGAGAGUUCACGGAGAAGACUUCCCAAACUACAACUACACAAACUGAAAAGACUUCGAUAAUACCACCUUGGGAAGAAGACCCUAAGUAUGCCACAGGAUAUAACACAUAUACCACAAAGACAGUAACACCAAGUUGGACUCAGACGUUAAGACCCCGUUCCUGGCGAGAAACUAGUUACGAACCCGAAUAUGUUGGAUCUAAAGAGUGGCCAAAGACCAAUACUCUCGGUCGUGGGCGUCCACAAAGCUCUUACGUAAGAAGCAAUAUCGAUACGAUUCGGGAAAGAACAAGAGGAGUAUCGGUCGACCGAUACAAUCCUAAUAGUUAUCAAUCGCCACCAUCAUCUGAACAUCCUCCGGUUCAGAGUCACACGCUGAAUGCAAACAGUCAUCCAAAGACCUAUCAUAACCCUAGCGUGCCUACAUAUCACGCCCGCAACUCUGCUGAAUCUAGAGAGCAAACGGCACCAUCACCUUACAUUCAACGUACAUGGGCGGAGUCGAAGGCUCCUCCUGUCCAAUCCAGGUCAUUCAAAUACCUUCAAUGGAUAACUGGCACCGAGGAUUAAGUGCCUUCUUAGCGUUAAAGUACUCGUAAAACGUAUUU